Penicillium antarcticum is the source of this 4008-nucleotide messenger RNA. RefSeq names its product Elongator subunit IKI3. The record is from RefSeq and is a predicted model, not a curated record. Gene Ontology annotation, biological process: tRNA wobble base 5-methoxycarbonylmethyl-2-thiouridinylation. Gene Ontology annotation, cellular component: elongator holoenzyme complex; cytosol. The transcript is spliced from 5 exons. The coding region runs from base 1 to 4008 and encodes 1335 amino acids. Lineage: Eukaryota; Fungi; Ascomycota; Eurotiomycetes; Eurotiales; Aspergillaceae. Gene Ontology annotation, molecular function: protein binding; tRNA binding.
AUGCGCAACGUGAGAAAUGUGCGUCUCGCCGAGACACAGCUUGAGGGCGAGCUUCCUCUUACAGCAACUGCAUGGGAUACUUCGUCUGAUGCAGUGGUGUGCACCUUUGGUCCCGCUGAGAACAAUGCAAUCAUCGAGGUGCGGCGAAAGCGCCCCGAGAUCACCUCAACAGACCCUCUCAGCCCGGAGGCAUUCGAAUGCAUUGCGUCUUGGGAUGCUCCAUGCCCUCUGCCAGACCUGGCGUGUGACCGUGUCCUUUCUCUGCAUUACUUUGCAGACAACCUGACUACUUGCCUGGUGCUAGAGGGAGGCGAUAUCGUGGUUGUGCGUGAAGAGCCUCUGCCUGGUGAAGAUAAGAUUGAAAUUGUUGGUUCCGUCGACGUGGGUAUUACAGCUGCUGCAUGGUCUCCUGAUGAGGAGCUCCUAGCUCUCACCACCAGAGCCCAGACUUUCCUUUAUAUGACCAGAGAGUUCGAGAAUGUCGCCGAUAUUACCUUUACUCCGAGUGACAUGCAAGCUUCACAGCAUGUGUCGGUAGGAUGGGGUAAGAAAGAAACACAGUUCCAAGGAAAGAGAGCCAAGGCUCUUCGAGACCCGACUGUACCCGAGAAGAUUGACCAAGGAAUUCUGAGCAGCCAUGACGACGGUUGCACCACUAUUACCUGGCGAGGAGAUGGAGCUUAUGUCGCCGUGAACAGCAUUGAGGCUGGUACUCGCCGCGCUAUCAGAGUGUACUCAAGAGAGGGUACUCUGGACAGCGUGAGCGAGCCGGUUGAUGGACUCGAAGGCGCCCUCAGCUGGCGUCCGUCCGGAAGUCUUCUCGCAGGAAUUCAACGGGUUGAUGACCGUAUUGACGUGGUCUUCUUCGAACGUAAUGGACUUCGCCACGGCGAGUUUUCUCUCCGUAUCACCAAUGCCGAGACAAAGCCAUGGACUUCUCGUAUCCAUCUUGCUUGGAACGUCGAUUCAACCGUUCUCGCUGUCAAGUUCCAAGACCGCAUUCAACUUUGGACUACCGGGAAUUACCACUGGUAUUUGAAGCAAGAAAUCCCAAUUGUUGUUGAUCCCUCCUACUCGCAUCCGUUCUCUCUCGAAUGGCACCAAGAGAAGGCACUCCGAUUCGUUGCUGGCUCCGCAGGCUGCAUCCUUGAUGCAGACUAUGUGUUUGAUACCAGCCACGGAUCUACCUCUAUUCCGGACGAUGUGGGUGCCGUUGCCGUACUUGACGGACAAAACCUCAGGCUGACCCCAUUGCGAUUGGCUGGUGUUCCACCCCCAAUGGCGCAUAAUGAGCUAGCUAUGGACUCCAACGCUAUUGAUGUUGCAUUCAGCAAAUCAGGAACCCGCAUUGCUGUCCUAUUCAGCAACAGCUUCGCAGUCUACAUCUGGUCUCUGAAAAGCCGGCCCGUUCCUAUUCCGAUUCUUGAGUCGAGCUACCCAUUACCUGAUGAGCCUGCCAGUCGACCUAGGCAGAUUGCAUUUUUGAAUGAUACCGAGGUCUUUGUGCUCCGAAACACUGGACCAAAUGCUAGCCGCAUUGAGCGGACUAUCUUGGAACGUCGGACGACUGAAGCCGUGUACGAGGCUGCAGACUCCGAGCAAUUAUCAUCGAUAUUUGCCGGAAUUGGACAUGAAGCUCUAUGGUUAUCCCAUGCCUCUCAACCCGGCCGUCCCGUUGGCUACUCGAGUAUUGAAAUGUCAUUAAAUAACCCGGAUAUUGUCCCUUGGGGUGAUAGUCCCAGUGUUGAUAGCCAUUGGGCUCGUGUUGUCUCCAUCUCCGAGGACGAGCGCAUCUUGAUCACUAUGUCAAGAAGUGGUGGCUUGUAUGCAAACAAGCGAGUCCUCGCAAGGAACUGCACAUCUUUCCUCGUGACACCGUCUCAUCUACUGUUCACCACGUCUCAGCAUCUGUUGAAGUUUAUUCAUCUUAACCACGUGGAAGAUAUGGAAAUCCCAGAAGACACACCCGAAAUUGACGAGCGGUGCAGAAGUAUCGAACGCGGCUCCCGCUUGGUUUCUGUGAUGCCGUCAAUCUUUGCAGUUGUGCUCCAAGCUCCCCGUGGAAACAUUGAAACUAUCUUCCCUCGUGCUUUGGUGCUGGCCGGAAUUCGUACCUUUAUUGACCAAAAGAAGUACCGAUCUGCAUUCAUGGCAUGCCGAAGCCAGAUGGUCGAUCUAAACAUCCUUCACGAUUAUGCUCCUGAACAGUUCUUGGCAAAUAUCCCGUUAUUCAUUGAUCAAGUCAAGAAGAUCGAUUAUAUUGAUGACUUCUUGUCCCGUCUGCAGGAAGAGGAUGUUUCACAGACACUCUAUAAGGACACGCUGAAGAUUUCCAAGCACGAGUCUGCGGCUGUCGCACAAGCAGAUGCUCCAGCUCCUUCAUUGCCGGCGUCAGCCAAAAAGGAGAGCAAAAUUAACCAGAUUUGUGAUGCUUUCUUGGCGACUCUCCAAACACGCGUCGAUACCAACUUGCAGAACAUCAUCACGGCCCAUGUUUGCAAAUCUCCGCCAGACUUAGAAGCCGGUCUUGGACUUGCUGCGGGCCUGAGAACACAAAACACCGAGCAGGCUGAAGAUGCCAUCGAGCACAUGUGUUUCUUGACAGAUGCACACCGACUUUACUCUCAUGCUCUGGGAAUUUACGACCUUGAGCUUACUCUCUUGGUUGCCCAACAGGCCCAGAUGGAUCCUCGCGAGUAUCUUCCUUUCCUCCGUAAGCUGCAGCAGCUUCCAGAAACCCGACGUCAAUUUGAGAUCGACAACCAUCUCAGCCGCUUUGGAAAGGCUCUGAAGCAUCUGUACGCUUUGAAUGCCCAUGAUGAAAUUCGCGCAUAUGUCGUCAAGCAUGUCUUGUACAAAGAAGCCCUCGAGCUCUAUAAGUAUCAAGCAGAGCAACUACGUGAAAUCACCGAGCUCUAUGCCGACCAUCUUCAAGACCAGAACCAAUACAAGGAUGCGGCAAUUGCUUACGAAUCUCUUGAACUUUACGAGAGCGCCUACAAGUGCUAUAACCUGGCCCACAAGUGGCGCGAAUCAUUGUACUGCGCAAUGAUGGCCUCUCUUUCCGAGGAGGACCUGACCGCCCAUAUCGAAGGCCUAGCUUCGACUUUGAUCGAUGAGAACAAAGACUACGUCUCAGCAGCCACAAUCUACGCCGAGCACCUGCGCGACUUUGUCACAGCCGCACGGCUGCUCUGCCGAGGCUCAAAGUUCGCUGACGCCGCUCGUCUCCUCACACUGAACGGCAAGCAGAACCUAGUCGCCGAGAUCGUCGACUCCGGUCUGGCUGAAGCAAUGGGCAACAUGACAGACCUUCUAGCCGAUUGCAGAUCCCAACUCAACGCCCAAGUCCCACGCCUCCGCGAACUCCGCCAGCUACGCGCUGCCGACCCUCUCGCUUUCUUCGGUGGUGAUCCCACAGGAGGCGACGCAGGCAUCGACAUCCCUGACAACGUCUCACUGGCACCAACAGAUGCAUCGACGCUUGCUGGCCGCUCCAUGUUCACCCGAUACACAGGCAACACCGGAAAGACCGGCAAGACAGGCAUGACCCGCUACACCUCAAAAACCCGCAGACGGGAAGAGCGCAAGCGGGCCCGUGGUAAGAAGGGAACCGUGUACGAGGAGGAGUACCUGGUUAACAGUAUCCGACGCCUCAUGGAACGCGUCAACUCCAGCGUGACAGAGACCGAAACCCUCGUUGAUGCACUUCUGCGUCGCGGCAUGCGCGAGCGGGCAGCUGCCGUUGAGAAGGCGUUGCUGGAAGUCUCCAUUAUGUGUGCAGAUUGUCGAGACGAGGUCUUUGAAGUCCCCGUCGUGGAGAAAAAGAAGAAUGAGGAUGAGGAUGAGGAUGAGAAUCCCGAUGAGCCUCAUAUUCCACCUAUUUACGGUGGUAGAGGCAGUGGAGUCUUGGCUGAAAGCAUUGCUAUUGUUCAGGGUGGGGGUUCCGCGCGUGUCAAGGAGAUCCCUAUCGUGAAGGAAAUGAAGAAAUCUUCUUUGCUGGCUUGA